AUGGAGUACGGCUCGGCUGCGUGCUGUCUUGCGGCUGACUCGGAGCAGGAGGUGGCAGAGACCGAAGCGGAGCCCGACGUAGGUGGAAGCGAAGUAAAGCCGCGGCGGCGGCGGCUCACAUUCAGGGCGAGACAAGGUCGUGCGACGGCCGGCUCGGCCCGCGGGCGGUUUGUGGCGGCAAAGACCAUUGUCGAUCGCGGCGGCUCAGCAGCAGUGGAGGCCGAGAAAUCCAGUGGCAGAAGGAGGGUCAGGGCACCCCGGAAGUGGUCACAGCGACGGCUCAACAUGAGGGCCCGCGGCAGCGUGCGGCACGAAGGCCCGAUCCAUUUUGCAAAACCCGGUGCUGCACCCCCACCCGAAACACAGAGAAAUCCCACCCACUCCCCAACAUCUUGUCGAACCACCCCUCCCCGACGGCUCCGCCCCCUGCUCCCACGCACCGGCACCGCCACCCCCUGCUCCCACGCGCCGUCGGCCGCCGCCCCCUGCUCCCACGCGUCGCCGCCCCCCCUGCUCCCACGCGCCGCCUCCCUCUCCCCGACAGCCGGCCGCGUCCCUUACCCAGCGUCGGCCUCCUCCUUCCCCCACGUCGACGAUGGUCGCCUAGUGGAUGCAAACCGUCUUCUUCCCCGCCGCCGGCCACCUCUUCCCCUUGCUCUGGCCGCCUCCGUCCCUCCCUCCACUAUGCGCCUCCUGCUGGAUCCCGCCGUCGAGCGUGUCGGCCGCCCUGGCCACAACCGUGCCUCGUCCUCCCCCGCGGCUACCCCCGCCAGGGGCUUCCCAGCUCGCCGGAUCCGCUGGGUGCACGCGUUCCUCGCCGCCGUGAGUGUGAGCACAAGGGUGGUUGAACGGGCUGCAGAAUGCGGGUUCGGUUGCCGUUGCGUCCAGCAGUCCAACCCCAUCGCCCCAGGCCGUCCAGCGACCUGUCGGGCUAUGGUAUUCUGUUGCAAGUCGGCGAGCAACAUUAGCGACCGUACUCUCCAACCGCCCCAUGGAUAUUAGCAAUGCUAGUGAAGAUGGUGGGUGUGAUUCUACUUGGACUGGCGUCAAACUUGGAC
Triticum urartu is the source of this 1058-nucleotide messenger RNA. Lineage: Eukaryota; Viridiplantae; Streptophyta; Magnoliopsida; Poales; Poaceae. The record is from RefSeq and is a predicted model, not a curated record.